AUGGACCCUAAUUACUAUUCUCAAAAUUUCGAAAACAAUUUUGAUGAUUUUGAUCUCAACUCUGACAACAAUCAGCAUCCCGGCUAUGAUUCUUAUUCGCAGGAUAAUUCUUCCUCUCAAAAUUUCCAACAAUCUUUUUAUGCUAACACUAUUGUUGACCGUGAAGCUAUAGAGGAACGUGUUAUGGAGACACAGGAACCAAUCAUGACACAUCCAUUGCCCGUCAACCCAAAUCAACCAAUUAAGGUUGCAUCUCAGUCUCGAAGUUGGUCGAUUCAGGAGGAUGAAGCUCUGGUUGAUUCCUACAUUAAAGUUUGCUCCGAUCAGAUUAUAGGCACCAACAUAAGAAAAGCUGAUAUUUGGAGGCAAGCUGCUGCGCGCUAUAGCCAAAUUCAAGUAGGUAGACCGUACGAACUUCCUGUAAGAAAUGAAAAAUGUUUAGAGAGUCGUUGGGGAAGGAUGUCUCCAGACAUCAUGUUGUGGGCUGCUAGUUUUGAAAAGGCUGGUAGGUUAUUUGCAAGUGGGAAUAAUGAUGCGGACCAAGUUGCUACCGCUCACCAGUUAUUCCGCACAGAAAACAAAAAGAACUUCACAUUGAUGCAUGCUUGGAAGAUGCUUACUAAAGAAAACCCAAAGUGGAGGGUGAUGAUGAGGUGGGGUAUGUCAAAGACAGGGAGAGAAACAUACGAUGCCAGUCUACCAAUUUCUACCGAAGAGAGUGAUGGAAGUGGCAAGAGAACUAGAGCUGAUGAUGAUGAUGGUGUAAAGAAAGCUAAGGCCAGAAGAAAAGGAAAAGGGGCAGAAUCAUCAGAGGCAGUUUCGUCUUUUGGAAGUCGUUUGCAAGCUAACACUGAAGUGAGGAAUAAUGAGCACGAACUUAAUUUAAAGAGAUUCGAGCGAGAAGAAGAAAAGACUAUAAUGCGGAGGCGACAACUUGACAUAGAGGAACAGAGAAUUCAGUUGGAUAAGCAAAAAAUGAAACAUGAUUUCUUGCAAACAUUGGUGUCUAAGGCUUGUCUAACUCCUGAUGAAGAAAAAGUUAAGGCAAGAUUGAUGUUGGAGUUUUAUGGUGGUGAUAACUAG
This is a messenger RNA of Spinacia oleracea (spinach), 1083 nucleotides long. RefSeq names its product glutathione S-transferase T3-like. The coding region runs from base 1 to 1083 and encodes 360 amino acids. Lineage: Eukaryota; Viridiplantae; Streptophyta; Magnoliopsida; Caryophyllales; Amaranthaceae. The record is from RefSeq and is a predicted model, not a curated record. The transcript is spliced from 2 exons.